This is a messenger RNA of Setaria italica (foxtail millet), 1166 nucleotides long. Its product is annotated as proteasome subunit alpha type-1. Gene Ontology annotation, cellular component: proteasome core complex, alpha-subunit complex; proteasome core complex. NCBI's taxonomy places the organism in Eukaryota, Viridiplantae, Streptophyta, Magnoliopsida, Poales, Poaceae. Gene Ontology annotation, biological process: ubiquitin-dependent protein catabolic process. The transcript has 2 exons. The coding region runs from base 133 to 936 and encodes 267 amino acids. The record is from RefSeq and is a predicted model, not a curated record.
AAGAAAAUUCCGCGCACCAACAAAGCACCCAAACCCGACGCCGCACACGAGCACCACGGCACCACCGAUCCCGGGAUCCUCAAAUUGCGAGGGAGGGAAAUCGAAGGUAGGGUAGGAGUAGAAGCUUCGAGAAUGUUCCGGAACCAGUACGACACCGACGUGACGAUGUGGAGCCCCGCGGGGCGGCUCUUCCAGGUGGAGUACGCCAUGGAGGCCGUCAAGCAGGGCUCCGCCUGCGUCGGCCUCUGCUCCCAAAACCACGUCGUCCUAGCCUCCGUUAACAAGGCCGCGUCCGAGCUCUCCUCCCACCAGCGCAAGGUCUUCCGCGUCGCCGACCACGCGGGGGUCGCGCUCGCGGGGCUCACCGCCGACGGCCGCGUCCUCUCCCGGUUCCUCCGCAACGAGUGCAUCAACCACUCCUUAGUCUACGAAGCGCCGCUCCCAGUGUCCAGGCUCGCGCUACGCCUCGCUGACAAGGCGCAGGUUUGCACACAGCGCUCAUGGAAGAGGCCUUAUGGUGUUGGGUUCCUUGUCGCCGGACUGGACGAGACUGGAGCUCAUCUCUAUUAUAACUGCCCCAGUGGGAAUUACUUUGAGUACCAGGCAUUUGCUAUUGGUUCUCGCUCUCAGGUCGCCAAGACUUUCCUUGAGCGCAGAUUCAAGGGCUACAAGGACUACACCCCGGAGCAACUGAUCAAGGAUGCCCUCUCUGCCAUAAAGGAAACGCUUCAAGGUGAGAAGCUGACCAGCUCCAACUGCACUGUUGCCAUCAUCGGCCAAAAGGCUGAUGGCACAAUUGAGCCAUUCGAGCUGAUUGACGCAAAGAAGAUCCAAGAAACAAUUGACUCGAUGGAGGCGGCCGAGGCAGCGCCCACGGAGCCAAGCUCCAUGCAGGAGGAGGGCAGGGGUUCAGAUGCUGCGCCCAUGGACAUCUAGCUCUGGUGACCUGAUUUACCAGCCGUGCGCCACAAUUCUGAGUUUGUAGGAGUAGCUGUUUUAGAAAGUUGAUGAAUAGUGAGUGUUGUGGAAUCUUACUCCCAUGCUCCCAGCUUUAUGUUGGUCUCUUGGACCAAUAGUCCGCCUUUAUUUUUUAUGGGUUGGACCGAUCAUCAUCCAGCGAUGCAAACAAAAAUCCUUUGGUUCCAUGGACCAGCUCAAUUUUUGCC